CAGGGACACAACGACAUGCUGACGGCAGUGGGGUUUGAACCUGUGCUCCCCUGAUCCCAACACCAAAGCACUGUGCCACAGCCUCCCUGUGCGAAUGGCAUUACAGUGAGAAGCAGAGAUGGCGACACCACUUCUCCGCAUCCUGAAUCCCCAAGCUCCAGGGGAUCGACAACAGGCUGUUGCGGUGCCAUCAAAAGAGGCCCGUUUGUAUGGGGAAAAGCGAAAGGCUUUUCCCACACCUCCGGUGGAGCUGCUCAGCAAGGCCAUGGCCAAAGCAGAGAAGCUCCUUCGAGCCAAAGGUACCCCUAGGCCCUCACGCCAGCAGUGCCUGGGAAAGCUGGUCUUGCCAUUUGCCAGUAUGUGAAUGCACCGUUUCACUGGCUAGUGGCAAAUGACGUGGGCUACAUAACGUUUCUGCUUGAUAAGCACAAACUAGAAGUGGAAGACCCACACCGGAAGGGAGAUGUGGGGUGCCGGUGGGUUAAAGACUUUCUCACAGAAUACGGAGAGAGCUUCCCAUAAGUCUCCUGUCUCCUCGAGGCCAAUGUGGACAGGUGGAUCUACGGCCAAAAGGGGUUUGAGAACAGCACCUUUCAGGAGAUGUGGGAACUCUAUGGCCAGUACCAAUCCCAAAAGGACAGCCCUGAGAAAGUCAGUGGUGUCCAGAGGGAAAGGAUAGGGAAAGCAUACAGGUCUGUGAGCAAGUGGUUGCGCACACCAGUGACCCAAAUUACCAACGUGCAGUUGAAGAGGUUCCGUAAAUACAUCAUGGACAAGGAACAAACGAGCACGCUGGACUCAUCCUCGUGGCCAGGGGACGAUGCUGAACUGGUAGCUGUGAGCCAGGCUGUGGAAGAAGAUAUGAUCAAGAAAAGGCCCAAAGCAACUGCUUACGGACCUGGAGGCACUGCUGUCGGGCCCGAAGCUGCUGCUCUCCUUCCUGAUGUCUGUCCAGCCUGAAACUGCUGCCCGGCCUGCUGCUACUGCCGCCGCCGCCCGGCCUGCUGCAAAAAAGCAUGCAUCUGGGCAUAAAACCUCUGCUGGCCAUCCCAAAGAAACAGAGGUCACUCGGCCUGAAGAUGUUGCUACUGCUGCUGUCCAGCCUGCUCCUACUGUCCGGCCUGCUACUGCUGCUGUGAAGGCAAAGAAGCCAACAUCGAGGCACAAAACCUCUGCUGGCCAUCCAAAAACCCCGGAAGUCACUCCUGUGCAGCCUGCGGCCCCUGCUGACCCAAAUAUGUCCACUUCGACAUCCACGGCUUGUGACCUUCCGAUGGCAUCUCACCCGAGUGACGCAGAAGUGGAUCUAGAGGGCUGGGUGUGUUUGUGGGAGAACGCUGGUGGCAUCCCAUCUGCCGACAUAUCCUGGCUCAAAGAGGACACAGAGAGAGGGCUGUUUACCCCCGUUCACACGUACAAGGACAUCAGAGGUCAGAUCAAGAGGCGACGAGUGAUGAAGUCUGACCGGAUGUGGUUUUAUCCCCCGGAACCUCCUGGCUUUGUCGGGGGUGGUCUGCCUAUUCCGCAAUUGUUCUUCAGGAGCCGGGUCUUUGUGUGGCGCCCCGUUGGAGUGUGGAGGUACUCGCUCAAGUGUCCGCAGGGAGAUAACUGUGUCGGCAGUGGGAAAAAUGUGCACCUCUCAAAGUCUGGCUACCACUCCAAGGUACGUCUCAUCUGUGAUGUGUCCGGCUGGUACACAGUGAUCACAGAGGUGCUGUCCUGCGGACCCUGUACAAAGGCAGCCAGGAUCAAAGAGGGUGUUUCAGUGGGCCGGUGGCUUGCGUGGGAUAACGCCAUCCUAUCCCAGCUCAGCCAGGCUCACCAAGCCAUCUUUCCUGCCAUCCUUACCACCAUGCGUGGCGUAGACUGGAAUGUCGUGCGCCUUCUGAGGGACAGGACUGAAGGGAACACUAUGGAGAAGGUGUGGCGGCAUUGUACAGGAGAAUCACGUCGAGGAGUACCUCCAUCACAAGGACCUGUACACCACACUCCUCGUGACCAUAGCUGCACCCGGAGGGAUCGUCUCUGCAAUGAGGCAGACAUUACAGGCUCCACCUGCCCAAAAACAGCUCCCCACAGCGCGGCUCUUGCGCCAUGUCUUCCUGCUGGCAGAGGCGAACAAUGUGCAGGAUUACCGGAGCCAGAUCCUCUCCACUUUUGGCACGGUGAUGAAAAUGGAUUCCACCAAGAAAGUGGUGAAGAAGCUGUCUGGGCAGUGACGUGGCUCAGCCGAGUGGCUUACCAGCAUCGGCAACGAGUACUCCCAGAUUGUUUCUUUUGUGCUGACUUGUGA
Molecule: messenger RNA, 2293 nt
Organism: Trematomus bernacchii (emerald rockcod)
Lineage: Eukaryota; Metazoa; Chordata; Actinopteri; Perciformes; Nototheniidae
Exons: 9
Coding region: 944-2293 (449 amino acids)
Source: RefSeq, a predicted model, not a curated record